CCUUUUUUCAUGAAUGAGUUACUUCUUCGGGGAACAAUCAGCCAGCCAGGUUGCUGAAUUCGUUCAGACAAAUUCUGUCUGUUUAACGUGUGUCGCCUUCUCUGGUGGCCUAGCUGGAAUCGUCCACACAUUUGACUUGGUUAAACUUCUUCGUUAGAAGGGGUUUCAGUUCUCAUAACUCUAAAGAAUCAAACAGAAAACUAGGGUUUCUUUCUCACCCAAAUAGAAAGGCUUUCCAUUAAUCUCUUGUCUUCUAGUUCUACAGUAUACUAUCGCUUUCUCAAUUUGAACUCUUUUGCAUAACACACAGAAGGGGGAGGAAAAUGGUGGUUGCAUCGGGCAAACCUUUUGCCAAGGAGAUGGCUAUACGGAGGAGAAUCUUGAACAUAUACAAUAAGAGAGAAGAAGAUUUUUCCUCAUUAAGAGAAUACAAUGAUUAUCUAGAAGAAGUUGAGGACAUGACAACUAACUUGAUCAAUGGCAUAGAUGUAGCUGCUAUCGAAGCUAAAAUUGCCCAAUACAAGAAAGACAAUGCUGAACAGAUAACUCUUUCUCAAGCUCGCAAGGCAGAGGAGUUAGCAGCAGCGUUACAAGCAAGCAAAGGAGGAGGAGCUGUCAUGCAGAGUGGUGAUGCAAAUAAUGGGGUCAUGAAUCAGAGCUCUCAAGGUUUUACUGGGCAGUAUGUGCCAGCAGUCACUGGGGCAAUAGGACAACCGCGGCCAACAGGCAUGGCCCCACAACCUGUUCCAUUAGGUCAUGAUGUGCAUGGUUAUGCAGUUGACAAUGAGGAAAUGAUAAGGCUCAGAGAAGAGAGAGGUGGAAGGGCCGGAGGGUGGAGUAUACAACUAAGCAGGAAAAGGGCACUUGUGGAAGCCUUCAGUAGCAUUUGGGUAUGAUUUUUUCUCCUUAGUUUUUGGCCUGUGUGCAGGAGUUGCAAAUCUUAAAGAUUAAGUGUUGAUUUUGUUGUUUGACACUUGACAGUGUUUGAU
Molecule: messenger RNA, 989 nt
Organism: Papaver somniferum (opium poppy)
Lineage: Eukaryota; Viridiplantae; Streptophyta; Magnoliopsida; Ranunculales; Papaveraceae
Exons: 1
Coding region: 324-896 (190 amino acids)
Biological process (GO): regulation of transcription by RNA polymerase II; DNA repair; regulation of cyclin-dependent protein serine/threonine kinase activity
Cellular component (GO): transcription factor TFIIH holo complex
Source: RefSeq, a predicted model, not a curated record